This is a messenger RNA of Melitaea cinxia (Glanville fritillary), 971 nucleotides long. RefSeq names its product cytochrome c oxidase assembly protein COX20, mitochondrial (gene l(3)87Df). Gene Ontology annotation, biological process: mitochondrial respiratory chain complex IV assembly. Gene Ontology annotation, cellular component: mitochondrion; mitochondrial inner membrane. NCBI's taxonomy places the organism in Eukaryota, Metazoa, Arthropoda, Insecta, Lepidoptera, Nymphalidae. The record is from RefSeq and is a predicted model, not a curated record. The transcript has 2 exons. The coding region runs from base 129 to 497 and encodes 122 amino acids.
AUAUAAUGAUUGACGACAGAUAAAUAAUAUGUCAAUUUUGUGCACAUUGCACAAACUUCAAACUUCUGGCAAAUAACAUUGAAUUAAAUAAAAAAGAAUUUUUUGAAAUUUUAAUUAAAGUAACAAAUAUGGAUACAGUUGUAAAAAGUAUGCUAGAUGAGGACCCCGAAGACGAAAAGAAGGGAUUGGUUAUAUUUGGAAGAGAUGUGUCAAAAAUCCCGUGCUUUAGAGAGAGUUUCAUGUAUGGUAUAGCAUCUGGAGUUGGUGUGGGGCUGAUUUCAUUUUUAAAGACCUCAAAACCUCUCAUGUCUCAGCAUAUUGGUGUGGGCACAUUUGCCAUUAGUACAUUAGUUACCUGGUCAUACUGCAGAUAUCAAUGGUCUAAGCAAAAAUUUGAUGCUCAAUUGCUACAAGAAGCUCUAAAAGAUAAAAUAAGAUAUGAAGGAUCAGCUGUUGAAAAAGACUUAGAAAACAAAGGAGUUUUAAAAUCAGUUUGAUGUGUUUUAUCUAAAUUUUAUCGUUUUGCUAUAAGUCUUGUAUAUUAUUAAUACUUGUUGUUUUCUUGAUACAUAUAAUUUGGCAAAAAGUAACUAUAUACCUUGUAAAUAUAUUUCUUUGUUAUAAUUGUAGCAUUUGUAAUCAAAAAAAUUAAGUAUUAAAAUUUGUUUUAUAUUCUAAUAAUAUGUUAUCUAUUAGAAUACACGAAAAAUGACAGACUAAGUAUAUGAUUUAAAAAAAAAAAAUUUUAACAAUUUGGUGUAACAAAAAGGUCUUAAGGUAUAUUUUUAAAUUUUUCAAAACAGUAUAAUCUUAAUUAGAUACAGUUGAAUCAAUAUACUAUUGCUUCUACAUCCAUCGAUUACAGUAAUAGGUAUACUAUAACUUGAACAUACAUAUGUAUAAAUAAUAGUAGAUAUAAGCUUAUGUACGUUAUAGAAUGAUUAGAUAAAAAUAAAUAAAUGAUUAAUUUA